Toxorhynchites rutilus septentrionalis is the source of this 825-nucleotide messenger RNA. Its product is annotated as nuclear nucleic acid-binding protein C1D-like. The transcript has 3 exons. Gene Ontology annotation, cellular component: exosome (RNase complex); nucleolus. Gene Ontology annotation, molecular function: RNA binding; DNA binding. The coding region runs from base 72 to 527 and encodes 151 amino acids. Lineage: Eukaryota; Metazoa; Arthropoda; Insecta; Diptera; Culicidae. The record is from RefSeq and is a predicted model, not a curated record. Gene Ontology annotation, biological process: maturation of 5.8S rRNA; regulation of gene expression.
UUCAAACGCGAAAGCAUUUGAAUUGCUGUCAAUCCUCGUUUUGUUUACAUUGUUGGAGCCACCCCCUAACAAUGGAUACUAUCGAAAUAGAAGAUUUCGAUUACGGGGAGCUCCGGAAUGACACGGCUUUUAUCAACAAAAACGAAACCCUGUCGGAGUGCAUCGAAAAAAUCAGACAGAAUCUAGCUGCUGCCCGGGAGGACUACAAAAAGUACGAGGGCUUCACGGUCGACGAGAAGGUGAAAUAUGAUUUGCACCUCUCGUACAGUGUCAAUUCACUCUACUGGAUGUACCACAAGAUUAUCGGACUCGACCCGAACAAACAUGGCAUCAAGGAUGAGCUCGCUCGCAUCAAGGCAGCGAUGCUACGCGAGAAAGAAAUCUACGACCACAAGUACAAUCGACCAGUGCUGGACCAAGGAGCGGCCAAGCGCUUUGUUCGGGCAGGGCUGUACGAUCACAAAAAUCGAGACAAACCGGAAGGCAGCGAGCCGCCACCGAACAAAAAGAUUCGGUUCGAGGAUUGAAGGGGCUGCCCCCUGAUUCUCAUCCCUGGGUACAAAUUUCUUACGCUUUGAAAUUCCAACCCCCGUUUAGUGUUAAGUUAAGUCUAUCCGGAAUACCUCUAAAUGCCAAGAACGCUUUAAGGCUAGAAUAUUAGCGGAGAGAAUGAUAUCCAUAUAUUAACCAGAGGGUUGUAAACUGUUGGAAGUUAAAUUAUCCUAUUCGUUAUCCUCAAGUAAAACACACACGAUUUGUUGACAGCAAGAAUCACUUAUGGAGCUAUUUUGCAAUAAAUAGAUUUGAAUCUACAUGUCAGUUUCA